This is a messenger RNA of Auanema sp. JU1783, 2817 nucleotides long. NCBI's taxonomy places the organism in Eukaryota, Metazoa, Nematoda, Chromadorea, Rhabditida, Rhabditidae. The record is from the annotation of a GenBank genome assembly.
AUGCCAGCCGUUAAAGGAGAUGGUAUGCGCGGCCUUGCCGUUUUCAUUUCUGAUAUUCGUAACUGUAAAAGUAAAGAAGCUGAGCUUAAAAGAAUAAACAAAGAAUUAGCUAAUAUUCGUUCCAAAUUUAAAGGUGACAAAACCUUGGAUGGAUAUCAGAAGAAGAAAUAUGUUUGUAAACUACUAUUCAUCUUUCUUCUGGGAAAUGAUAUUGAUUUUGGACACAUGGAAGCAGUUAAUCUCCUUUCUUCCAAUAAGUAUACGGAGAAGCAAAUUGGAUAUUUGUUCAUUUCUGUUCUCAUAGAACAGAAUUCAGGAUUGAUGAAACUCAUCAUUCAAGCCAUUAGAAAUGACUUGACAUCUAGAAACCCAGUUCAUGUCAACCUUGCCUUGCAAUGCAUCUCUAACAUUGGUAACCGCGAAAUGACCGAGGCUUUUAACAAGGAUCUUCCCAAGCUUCUCAUUUCUGGUGAUACUAUUGACUUUGUCAAACAAUCCGCUGCCCUCUGUCUUCUCAAACUUUUCCGUAAUUCGCCAGAGCUGAUCCAGCCUCAUGAGUAUGCCAGCAGAAUUGUACAUCUACUUAAUGAUUCUCAUAUGGGUGUUGUUACAUCAGCCGCUUCAUUGAUUGAGCUCCUUUCAAAGAAAUGGCCUGAUGAGUACAAGGGAUGUGUGCCUUUGGCUAUCUCUCGCUUAAGCCGCAUAAUAACAUCUACUUAUACUGAUUUACAAGAUUACACUUACUAUUUCGUUCCUGCUCCUUGGUUGUGCGUCAAACUUCUCCGUCUUCUUCAAAAUUACCCACCACCGGAGGAUCCAUCAUACAAAGCUCGUCUUUUGGAAUGCCUUGAGGGUAUUCUCAACAAAGCUCAAGAUGCUCCAAAAUCGAAAAAAGUUCAACAUUCCAAUGCUAAAAAUAGCGUUCUAUUCGAAGCCAUUGCUCUCGUCAUACAUAUGGAUUCUGAGCCUAAUCUUCUUGUAAGAGCGUGCAACCAGCUAGGAACAUUCCUUUCCCAUCGUGAAACUAACUUAAGAUAUCUCGCUCUUGAAUCAAUGUGUCUCCUCGCUACAUCUGAGUUCUCUCACGAAGCUGUGAAGAAACAUCAGGAAACCAUAAUGAACAGUCUCAAGACUGAAAAGGAUGUGUCCGUUCGCCAACGUGCUGUUGAUCUCUUGUACGCUAUGUGCGAUAGAACAAACGCUUCUGAAAUCGUAACUGAAAUGCUAUCAUACUUAGAAUCAGCUGAUUAUUCUAUCAGAGAAGAAAUGGUUUUGAAAGUGGCCAUAUUAGCUGAGAAGUACGCUUCUGACUAUGGAUGGUAUGUGGAUGUUAUUCUGAAGCUCAUCCGAAUUGCUGGUGACUAUGUGUCAGAGGAAGUUUGGUACCGUGUUAUACAAAUUGUUGUAAACCGAGAGGAUGUUCAAGGAUAUGCUGCUAAAACAUGCUUCGAAGCUCUUCAAAAGCAGGCUUGUCAUGAAAACAUGAUCAAAGUUGGCGGAUAUAUUUUGGGAGAGUUCGGAAACCUCAUCGCUGGUGAUCAGAGAUCUUCACCACAAAUUCAGUUUGAGCUACUUCACUCUAAGUUCCAUUUAUGUAGCGUGUCAACUCGCUGUUUACUCCUUACAACUUACAUCAAGCUAUGCAACCUUUUCCCCGAAAUCAAACACAUAAUUCAAAAAGUUUUCCAAACUGAUCACAAUCUUCGUAACCCCGAUGCUGAACUGCAACAACGUGCUGUAGAGUAUCUUAACAUGAGUCAAGUUACCAGUUCGGACGUAUUAGCUACAAUCUUAGAAGAGAUGCCACCAUUCCCAGAGAAAGAAAGCAGUCUACUAGCCAAAUUGAAGAGAACUAAACCCCAAGUUGAGGAGUUUGAGACUGUGGAGAAAGAAAAGAAAACUAAGCCUGUUCUUUCUGCCAUCAUGUCAACAGAUAUUCCCGAUGAUAGUCCAGUUAAUCGUUCAAGUGAUCUUGGAGUAGCAAAGACAGCAGCUCCAUUGUUGGAUAUCUUUGGUGGAUCAACUGCUUCACCCACAGCUUCCGCAUCUCCUAGUACCGUAGCAGAACCAGUAACCGGAAUUGAAAAUUCUCAAGAUUAUCUAAAGUUUGUGAUCAAGAAUAAUGGAGUUCUAUACGAGGACGAUUUCAUCCAAAUUGGAUGCAAAAUGGAAACUAGAACAAACUUGGCUAGAUUAGGAAUGUUCUAUGGUAACAAAACCACAUUCACUUUCGAAGAAUUCGUUCCUCAAAUUAACUGUCUCGGACCUCUAGCUAAUCAGCUUCAAGCACAAGCUAAGCCAAUUGAUGGAAUCAUCGCAGCCGGAUCUCAAGUUCAACAGUUAAUCAACUUCAUAUGUGUCAGUGAAUUCAGCCAACCACCUACCCUCAAUAUUCAGUUCAAAUACAAUGAUCUGAACGGACAAUCUCAUAACUUCAACAAAUCUUUCUAUCUUCCAGUGUUUGUUAACAAGUUCUUUGAACCAACUGAAAUGACUUCUGAACAGUUCUUUGCUAGAUGGAAAACUCUUUCUCUUCAAUCUCAAGAAUCUCAGAAGGUGUUCUCUGCUAAACAACCCAUCGAUAUGGAGAACGUGAAACAGAAGUUAAUGGGAAUUGGAGCCAAAGUCCUACCUGAUGUUGAUCCUAACCCAGUUAACUUUGUUUGUGCUGGCAUAGUUCAUACAAAAGCUCUUCAAAUUGGAACUUUGAUAAGGCUUGAACCCAACAAGCAAGCUCAAAUGUUCCGCCUAACAAUUCGUAGUAGCAAAGAUACUGUAGCUAAAUUAUUGGUUGAUAUACUAUCGGAACUUUUCUGA